AUAGUAAAAAGAACCAAAAAAGAAGAAGACAGAAAACAAAAAUUUAUUGCUACUUUUAUUGCUACUUUAAAAAUUAAACGCAUCAUAGUAAAAAAACAUCACAUAUGGACACCAUAAAGAAAUGGUUCUCACUUUUAUAUCUACGGUAUGAAAUAGUCACAUGCGCAUCGAUGUUUGAACCAUGGGAAAAGAUUUUUAUAAAUGUCGUGAUAUUUUCAAGUUUGCUCCUUUUGAUUGUCUCCUCAUGUAUCUUCUUGCCAAACUAUUUGUCUUAUUUGUUAGAGCUCUUCGGAUUGACUUCAGAUAGACCAGACACAGGAUUCAGAGAGAUUAAAACAUAAAUAAAUUGUACACAUAAAUCAAAAUUCAAGUACCUAUUGAUAAUAUUGGAAUGGGAAAUGUCUCAGAAAAUAAAACUUUUCUUUAUGUGAUUCUGGAAACUUUA
Clunio marinus is the source of this 445-nucleotide messenger RNA. The record is from the annotation of a GenBank genome assembly. NCBI's taxonomy places the organism in Eukaryota, Metazoa, Arthropoda, Insecta, Diptera, Chironomidae.